Erigeron canadensis is the source of this 1201-nucleotide messenger RNA. RefSeq names its product epoxide hydrolase A-like. The transcript has 3 exons. Bases 76 to 1023 code for a protein of 315 amino acids. NCBI's taxonomy places the organism in Eukaryota, Viridiplantae, Streptophyta, Magnoliopsida, Asterales, Asteraceae. Gene Ontology annotation, molecular function: hydrolase activity. The record is from RefSeq and is a predicted model, not a curated record.
UCCAAAGCUCACACUACUCCUUAUAUAUUAGCCACACAAUUACACCAAGAAUGAUUCUAAGCACACAAAUACAACAUGGACAAAAUACAACAUAGUAACAUCAAAGUAAACGGCAUCAAUAUGCAUGUUGCCGAGAUCGGAGAAGGCCCGGCCGUGCUAUUUGUUCACGGCUUCCCGGAGCUAUGGUACACGUGGCGACACCAAAUGUUGUUUAUAUCAUCCAAAGGCUAUCGUGCAAUAGCCCCCGACCUUCGUGGCUUUGGUGACACAGAAGCGCCACCUUUGCCCACUAGCUACACGGCCUUACACAUAGUCGGGGACCUAGUCGGCUUGCUUGACUCGUUGGGGUUAGACAAGGUUUACUUGGUUGGUCAUGACUGGGGUGCCAUAAUCUCAUGGUAUUUUUGCUUGUUUAGACCGGACCGUAUUAAGGCUUUGGUUAACAUGAGUGUCGUCUAUACUCCUAGGGAUCCUUCGGUUAAACCGCUAGAUUACUAUCGAAAGACUUUUGGUGACGAUUUCUACGUAUGCAGGUUCCAGGAAAUCGGGUGGGAAGAAGAGUAUGGAAAGGUCGAUACCAAAAGACAACUAGCCGCAAGUUAUUUUAAUCGAAAUCCAAGUGCACCCAAGCUGCCUAAAGACUAUGCCAAGUGUUUUAACCCACAUCCGUAUACUAUACCUUCUUGGUUCACAAAACAAGACCUUGACUAUUUUGCAUCUAAGUUUCGUGCCACAGGGUUCCGUGGAGGAUUCAAUUACUAUCGUUGUUUUGAUCUAAACUGGGAAUUGUGUGCUGCGUGGACGAAAUAUAAGAUAGUGGUGCCUGUAAAAUUCAUAGUAGGAGACUUGGAUCUCACGUAUCACUUUCCGGGAACAAAGGAGUACAUACACGGUGGUGGAUUCAAGGAAGCGGUACCAGGGCUGGAAGAAGUCGUGGUGAUGGAAGGAGUUGGUCACUUCAUAAACCAAGAGAAGUCACAAGAGAUUAACUACCAUAUUUACGACUUCAUUACAAAGUUUUAAGCUCACAUUAACCUGGCAUUUGGGCUUGUUGUAUCAAUGAUUUCGAAAAGUGUGUUCUAUACUUCCAUAGACAUGUACUUUUUUGCUUUCUUUUUCUUGAACCAUGAAAGAAUUCUACUGGAUGUGCCAUGAGUUUAUAACUUUGAGAUUUAAACUUGAAUGUGAAUGUAUUUGAUCA